AUGCUGCUCGACCAGCUAUUCCGGACGAGGCGUUCGUCCGGGCUAUCGGAAACGGUACGCUGCGAGCUCGCCUCAGUUGCCGACUAUGAGCGUCGGAUGCUCGAAACACUCGAUCGGACCGUCAUCGAUUACUGCCGAGGAGGUGCAGCCAGCGAGCAAACGGUGGUCAACAACAGGGCUGCCUUUGACCGGUUGCGUAUACGGCCACGUUGCCUACAGCGCAUCGGUGGAAGUCGAUCUUUGGCCGUGACUUCGUGCGGGAUAAGCUACCGAUUGCCGUUCGGGAUUGCCCCGAUGGCGUUGCAACGUCUAGCACACCCCGAAGGCGAAAAGGCAAUGGCCCGUGCCGCCCGAACGUUUGGUGUACCGUUCGUAUUAAGCGUCCUAUCGAGCGUGUCGAUCGAGGAGCUGGCGGAAGCGGUCCCAAGGGCUCCGAAGUGGUUCCAGCUGUACAUAUUCAAGGAUCGCGAGCUAACGGAAUGUCUCGUACGGCGAGCCGAGAAGGCUCGGUUUCGAGCACUGGUCGUCUGCGUGGACACUCCGACGUCCGGGUUGAGCCGCACCGAACGUCGUAGUCCACUGGUACUUCCGCCGAAAGUCACGUGCGCCAACUUCGUGCCGGGCGGUGGAGACGCCGGUGGUAAAAAGUCCUGCUCGGCCAGCGUUCUCGACUACGUACGCAGCCAGCUGGACCCGGGGCUCGGUUGGGAUGCGGUUCGGUGGCUCAUGAGCAUCACCACGAUGCCAGUGAUCGUGAAAGGUAUCCUUAAUCGCAACGACGCACUUAUCGCGGCCGACAUCGGAGUGCAUGGUCUGAUUGUGUCCAACAGUGGAGGUCGCCAGCUUGACUGUGCGCCAGCAGCAAUAGAAGUUCUACCGGAGAUAGUAAAUGCGGUUGGAAGCCGGAUUGAGGUGAUGCUGGACAGUGGCAUCAGUCAGGGUACAGACGCGUUCAAAGCACUGGCACUGGGGGCACGAAUGGUAUUCGUGGGGCGAGCUGGCAUGUACGGGCUAGCCGUCAAUGGACAACGUGGCGUCGAGGAGGUGCUGGACAUCAUCAAAACCGAACUGGAGUCAACCAUGCUCAAUGCCGGCUGUGGCACGAUAGCGGAUAUUGCGCCGCAGCAUGUGUGCCAUGAGGCUGACUUGUACUAUCAUCCUACCCCGGACCGGUUCCGCAGCUCCUGGCGAAUGGAGAGCAUCCGCAGUGACCGCUACCGAAGUCGCGUCCGACGACGACAGGCAGAUAUGGAAGACAUCGAAGCCGAGGUUCGCGAUGAUUGCGAAGAAUCCCUGGCGCGAGGAGAUGGUAUAGCGGAGCGAGUCACCUUUCAGCAGCGGUCUGUAGACGAAGCGAUAGCCGCCGUACAAUCGUGCUCGGAAACACAGAAUCCCCAUCCAUCAACAGCAGCUACACCGCAACCGAUUCUACUUUCUACUCCUCCGUCUGCUCCCCCUCCUUAUCGGAACGUUCCAUUACAGUUGAAUAUACCCCGAGGAAUCUACCGCACCAACACCAACAACCUGUCAAGAUGUAAUGGAGCCGCAACACCGGGAUGCGCAUCGGAAGGAAAUUCGCGUACUGUAAGGACGAUUGUUAGUAAAAAAGAUGCUGCAGCAAGACGAUUGCGAUCUCAGUCACUGCAAAACUUAUGCAGUCCAGAGAAUGGAAAUUGUAAGAGGUAA
Molecule: messenger RNA, 1686 nt
Organism: Anopheles coustani
Lineage: Eukaryota; Metazoa; Arthropoda; Insecta; Diptera; Culicidae
Exons: 2
Coding region: 1-1686 (561 amino acids)
Molecular function (GO): FMN binding; oxidoreductase activity
Source: RefSeq, a predicted model, not a curated record